Messenger RNA from Ectocarpus siliculosus, 825 nucleotides. The record is from the annotation of a GenBank genome assembly. Lineage: Eukaryota; Phaeophyceae; Ectocarpales; Ectocarpaceae.
AUGGUAAAACGAAAAUGCAGUCAGGACGGCUGCAGCACCGACGCGAGCUACGCCUACGGUUUGGAAGGGUCGAAGACCGCCAAGUAUUGCGCCCGCCACGCGGCGAACGGGAUGAUAAACGUUUAUAGCAAGAAGAGGUGCAGCCACCCAAGUUGCACCAUGGUCCCGUCUUUCGCGGGGAAAGGCAGUAGCAAGCCGGAGCUCUGCAGCCAGCACGCGGAGGAAGGGAUGGUCGACCUCGUCAGCUACCGGAGAUGGUGCCAAGAACCAGGUUGCAACGCGCAAGCGUACUUCGGCGCGUCAAGCGACGCUAGCAAGGCGGAAUUCUGUACCAAGCACGCUCGGGAGGGGAUGGUCAACACCCGGAGCGGGACAAUCAACAGAAACAAGAGUUGCGAGGACCCAGGUUGCACCUCGGGAGCGACCUACGGCAUGGAUCCCACCAAGAAGCCAGAGUUCUGUUCGCGACACAAGACGGACGGGAUGGUGAACUUGUCCCGUAAACGGUGCUCCUACUCGGGCUGCACCAUCCGUGCUACGUACGGCGUCGACGGGUCCAAGAAGGGGGAAUUCUGUUCGGUGCACGCCCGGGACGGUAUGGUUGAUGUUACGAGCACGAGGUGCAAUCAACCGGGCUGUAGGACGCAACCGAUGUUUGGCGUAGCGGGGGGGAAAGCGGAGUUCUGCGUUCGACACAUGAAAGACGGGAUGAUUAACAUCCGGUCGAACACGUGCGGUCACCCGGAUUGCACCACGCGAGCGAGUUACGGAAAAGACGACCACAUCAAGAAGGCAGAGUUCUGCGCCCGCCACGCUCAGGGCUGA